Molecule: messenger RNA, 267 nt
Organism: Protopolystoma xenopodis
Lineage: Eukaryota; Metazoa; Platyhelminthes; Monogenea; Polystomatidea; Polystomatidae
Source: the annotation of a GenBank genome assembly
CUGGAUGAGAUAUCAAAGCGUCUUAAUCUCUGUACUGAGCUUAAAACAGAUGCCGAUUUGAACUGGGCAUUGAAGUUGACCCACAACGCUUUCACACUUUUCGCCAUGAUGAACUACCCUUACAAGACCAAUUUUCUUACUGAACUGCCACCUAAUCGAGUCAAUGUCUCUUGUAAUCUUUCCAUCGAAUCUGACCCCCUUUUUGGUACGUGCCAUCUAUGCAUUAUACUCUUGAGGUCUUAUGGGAUUAAGUUUGAACAUGAGUAA